GAUUUUAUAUGAAAUAAAAAUCAGAAUUCAGAAAUCAUAAUUCUUAGUUCUGUUGACCGAAGUGAAUGAAAAUGGCAAAUCAAUUUUCAAUUUUUUCCGGUCUAUUAUUGAAAUGUCUUCAAAUGGUGAUUAUGGUGAAAGCAUUUCAAAAACAAGAAACUAUGGAUAAUCAAAUGCCGUUGGAUCAAAUGAUGAUGAUACCAUAUAAAACUGUAUAUGGUAUAUCAGAAAAAUGUAUCAAAACAUCUGAUGAUCAUCAAUUGAUUAAGAAAAAUUAUCAAUCCUGUCAGAUAGAUGCAUGGAAAAAAUGGCAUAUCACUUUACAUCAAUUUUACACCGAAUCUGUAAAUUUUUGUUGUUUCGUAUAUGAGGCAUUGCAAUGUGAAAUGAGAAUCCUAUCUAAAUGUGACAUUGAUUAUUCGGAUCACAAUGAAAAAGAAACUCGACGAUUGUUUGAUAAAUCAUGCCAAUCAAUUAUGAAAAAUAAUGCUUGCAACUUGAGUGAUGAUUCUGAUUAUCACAUAUAUAUUUAUUAUGGUCUAAUCGUAAUCGGGUCAAUCGGUACUAUCACGAGUGUGGCAUAUGGUGGCAAGAAAAUUUAUCGUUGGUUGACCACGAGUCGGGAAACGAGGUUGGAGAUGAAAGCAGCUAAGUUAUAUAAGAAGGAUAAAUUCAAUGAACGUUAUGAAAGAGAAUAUAUUCGAGCCGUUUAUGAAGAACAAGUGGACGAUCUUGACGAUGAAUUAUUCCAAAAUAAAUUCAAACAAAUAGCUGAUGGAAAGUCGACAUCCGUUCUCAAACAAGAUAAAAAAUCUGCCAAUUUCAAAAACAAAUCGACUCGGUCGUUUGCGAAAUCAGAAAAAAAAUUAAAGAAAAAAAUAUGGUCCGAUAUUAACAAAGAAUUGAAAAAAGACAAUUCAGAUUUCUGGGAUGAUUUUAAUAAAAAAUCAGAGAAAUAUUACAAAGAGUUAUUAGAUGUGAAAACGAAGAAGGGCUGGAAAUUUUGGUCAUGGUCAAAAAAGGAAACUAAGGAUGUGGAAAAAAACAAGAAAAGAGAUGAAUUCAUCAAAUCUAAAGCUCGUUUGCAAUAUGAAGAGAUCAAAAAAGAUAAUCAACUAAGAUUGGACAAGAAAUUAGAAGCAACACAAAACAAAAUAAAAGAUUCGAAAUUAGAUUUGACCGAUGAUGGAAUUCAAAUGAUAGAAAGAGAAUUAGGGAAAAAGAUAAGGCCACAAAAAAUAGUUGCAGAUAAAGACGUCGAUCCACUUCUGGCAAAAACGAUCAACAUUCUAAAUCAGGAACAGGUUGACGUUCAUCAUGAAAUGUUGCGAACAAAAAACUUUGCCGAAUUCAAAGAAAUGAAUCAACUGGAAACAUGGUCGACGAAAUUGAAAGAUACCCGAACAAGGAUACGAGACAGCCGUAAAAUGGAGGAUAUGCUUGAAACAUUAGAACCAACAGAUGUGAAUAAAAUCCAAGCCAUCAAUGAUACAGAUUUGAAAACCAAAAAACAAAAAUCUCAAGAACUAGAUUCAAAUUUGAAACCCACAAAACAAAAACCUCAAGAACUAGAUUCAAAUUUGAAAUCCGGCAAACCAAAGCCUCAAGAAGUAGAUUCAAAUUUGAAAUCCACAAAACAAAAACCUCAAGAAGUAGAUUCGAAUUUGAAAACCGACAAACAAAAGCCUCAAGUAGAUUCAAAUUUAAAUCAAGAUAAAAAUCAAACUGCUUCUAAAACUGGAAAAGAAAUGACUAAAAAUUCUGAUUCAGAAAUUUCGAACAAAGCGACAACAGAAAAACCUGCAAUAAUUACCAAAACCGAUUCCAAAAAAACACAAGAACCGAAAAAAGAAAAAAAUGCUACAUCGACUGAUCCUAUCUAUGCAAUAAAGCCUGAACAUAGAGAACAGUUAAUAAGAAAAUUGAUGAGACAAGUAGAAAUUGAGGAAAAAUUUUUGGAAAUGGCAGAACAUAGAGAAAGAUAUCCAGGAAUGAAUGUAGAAAAUUAUAGCAAAAGUGAUGCUAUAAGUAAAUUUUUAACUAUCUUUAAGCAAGAAAUUAAAAAUGAUAAAAUGAAUUCUACUGAAUUUGACAAAGACAUUUUAAAAAACAUACCCAAAGACAAGUAUUUAUUACGAUUUGCACUACCAAAAAAUUUUAAAGAUGUAACAAAAAUAACAGCUAAUGUUGUACAAACAAAGACUAUGAAUAUAGACGGAAAUACGGCAAAGCCUCAACAACAUCCAUCAUCAUCAUCAUCACAAUCCAAUAUGCAAUCGACAACAAAUCAAGCAGGAAAGUCAUUAAAACAAACAAUUAAAGAAGUAGCAACACAAUUGCCUCCUGAUCCAUUAACAGAUAUAUUACAUCAAUCUUAG
This is a messenger RNA of Dermatophagoides farinae (American house dust mite), 2378 nucleotides long. Lineage: Eukaryota; Metazoa; Arthropoda; Arachnida; Sarcoptiformes; Pyroglyphidae. The record is from RefSeq and is a predicted model, not a curated record.